Aureobasidium melanogenum CBS 110374 is the source of this 2640-nucleotide messenger RNA. RefSeq names its product vacuolar protein sorting-associated protein 35. The record is from RefSeq and is a predicted model, not a curated record. Gene Ontology annotation, cellular component: retromer complex; retromer, cargo-selective complex; late endosome. Gene Ontology annotation, biological process: intracellular protein transport; retrograde transport, endosome to Golgi. The coding region runs from base 1 to 2640 and encodes 879 amino acids. Lineage: Eukaryota; Fungi; Ascomycota; Dothideomycetes; Dothideales; Saccotheciaceae. The transcript is spliced from 4 exons.
AUGGCAUCACCGCCGCUGGUCGAGGACCAGGCACGACUGCUGGAAGAUGCCUUGACCGUCGUGCGCCAGCAGACGGUCCUGAUGCGCCGCUGCCUAGAUACGCCGGGCAAGCUCAUGGAUGCCCUCAAGUGCAGCUCUACCCUCGUCUCCGAACUACGCACGUCCAGCCUCGGCCCCAAACAGUACUACGAGCUGUACAUGUCCGUCUUUGAUGCCUUGCGCCAUCUCGCCGUCUACCUACGUGACUCGCACCCUACCAACCACCUUGCUGACCUCUACGAACUCGUCCAAUAUGCGGGCAACAUCGUCCCCCGCCUAUACCUCAUGAUCACCGUCGGCACUGUCUAUAUGGGCAUUGAGGAUGCUCCCGUCAAGGAGAUAAUGAAGGAUAUGAUGGAGAUGAGCAGAGGUGUCCAGCAUCCCAUUCGUGGUCUCUUCCUUCGCUACUACCUCAGUGGCCAAGCUAGAGACUUCUUGCCAACUGGUCAAGGUCAAGGUCCUGAAGGCAAUCUCCAGGAUUCUGUCAACUUUGUCCUUACCAACUUUGUCGAGAUGAACAAGCUCUGGGUCAGAUUGCAACAUCAAGGCCACUCGAGAGAGCGCGAGCAGCGUACAAAGGAACGUCAGGAGCUGCAGCUGCUUGUCGGUAGCAACCUCGUGCGUCUCAGCCAACUCGUCGAUCUCGAAGCCUACAAGUCGUCCAUCCUGCAACCCUUGCUCGAGCAGGUCGUUCAGUGUCGAGAUGUGCUUGCUCAAGAAUAUCUGCUCGAAGUUAUUACCCAAGUCUUCCCUGACGAGUUCCAUCUACACACCCUCGAUCAGUUCCUCUCGGCCACUGCCCGCCUCAACCCUCAUGUCAACGUCAAAGCUAUCGUUAUUGGCCUCAUGGAUCGCUUGUCUGCCUAUGCCGCUCGUGAAUCCGAGUCUGACGCUCCCGAAGAUCGCGAGAAGGCUGAAACCGAAGCCACUGCAAGAUUGCUAGAGAAGAUGAAGAUCGCUCAGGAGGCUGCCUCGGCUCCCGCUAGUGAUGAAGCAACUCACCAGAAUGGAGACUCAAAACCGGCCGAAGAUACUCCUGCUGAAACCGCUCCUGAUUCCACGACCGAGGAAGCGACCAAGACAGAUUCGGUCGAGACUAAUGGUGAUGCCAAGAAGCAGAGAGGCAUUCCCGACAAUGUGCGCCUCUUCGAAGUGUUCCACGAACAAGUCAUCCAUCUUGUCAGCAUGCAAAGACUUCCAAUCCAGGACAUCACCGCGCUUCUUGUUUCGUUGAUCAAUCUCGCCUUGAACAUCUAUCCUGACCGACUAGAAUACGUCGAUCAAGUCUUCCAAUACACAAACAAAGAGGUCUCAAGGUUUGCCAAUUCGGCCGAUCUCCAUUCACAAGCAUCUCAAGCCAACCUUUUGAACCUGCUUCUCGCGCCAGUCAAGACCUACUUCUCCCUAUUCACGGCUCUCGCAAUCCCAAGUUUCAUCCCUCUUCUUCACGCUCAACCAUAUCCCACUCGCCGAUCAGUGGCUGGAGAAGUUGCACGAAGCUUGUUGCGCAAUGAAACCAGGAUAUCAACCUCUGAGAAUCUACAGGGAGUACUAGAGAUUCUCAAAGUUCUGAUCAAAGAGGGAAUGCAGCAACCUUCCGGGUACCCUGGUGGACCGGUGCGAAGAGCUGCUGCAGAGACUGAUGAGACUGUCGAAGAACAAGGAUGGCUUGCACGCAUUGUGCACCUCAUUCGUGGCGAGGAUUGCAACACUCAGUUCAAGCUGCUCCAACUAGCCCGUAAUGCAUACGCAGAAGGCAACGAACGCAUCAAGUACACCACACCUGCAUUGAUCACAGCCUCGCUCAAGCUUGCCCGCCGUUUCAAGGCUCGUGAGCAUCUGCAAGAUGACUGGUCGAGCCAGUCUUCUGCACUCUACAAGUUCUGUCAUACACUAAUCUCCACAUUAUACACCAGAGUUUCCACGCCUGGCGUACCCGAUCUUGCAUUAAGGCUCUUCAUUUCCUGCGGUUCUGUGGCCGACCAAUGCGGAUUUGAGGAGGUCGCUUAUGAGUUCUUUGCGCAAGCGUUCACUGUCUACGAAGAGAGCAUUAGCGACUCGAGGGCUCAAUUCCAAGCAAUUUGCGUGAUUGCACAAAGUCUUAGUGGUGCGCGCAACUUCAGCCGGGAGAACUACGACACUCUCAUUACAAAAUGCGCGCUUCACGGUAGCAAGCUGCUCAAGAAGCCUGACCAAUGUCGUGCUGUGUAUUUGGCCAGUCAUUUGUGGUGGGCUGUCGAAAAGAACGCAGAAGAAAGCGAAGAGAACAAGGAGGGCAAAGAAAGCAAAGAGCUCUAUCGCGAUGGCAAGAGAGUUCUUGAGUGUCUGCAGCGUGCGCUGCGUGUGGCCGAUGCUUGCAUGGACACAGCAGUGUCGGUCGAGCUUUUUGUCGAGAUUCUUAACCGCUAUGUCUAUUACUUUGACCAGGAGAAUGACGCUGUGACGACCAAAUAUCUGAACGGACUGAUCGAAUUGAUCCACUCGAACCUCAACACGAAUGAGAACAGCUCGAGCCUAGACAACCCAAGAAGACACUUCCAGCGGACAUUGGAUUACAUUGCGGGCAGAGAGUAUGCUGGAGUCGAGACGCGACCCAAAUAA